Messenger RNA from Amoebophrya sp. A120, 7364 nucleotides. Lineage: Eukaryota; Dinophyceae; Syndiniales; Amoebophryaceae. The record is from the annotation of a GenBank genome assembly.
ACUUUCCUGUUAGUUUACUCAACACUUGACUUUCGAACAGGAUCAUGACAGGUGAACAGUCGAAUUCGUCCUCUUCGCGGAGGAGCUCAGUUCUUCCCGGCACCAGGAAGAGGACAUCAAGCAGCACCUCCACGGCGCUCUUGCUGUCCGCCGGAAAAAUUACCAGCCUCCUCGUGCAGCCCGUGGCUGUAUCAAGUGCAAAAAUGUCUGGGUCUGGAAGAAUGCAUGUUUGUCAUGCUUGUAUGGCAUGACUCUUAAAGUUAAAUCUGUCAUGCACGUUACCCAAGAGCUCCAUUUUUCUUUGAUGCAGGAACGCAGUUUGUCAUGCAGAAUACGCAACACCUAGAAGCUCGGAAACUUGUCAUGCUCAGCCAGCAUUUGUGGCCUCAUCAUGACACGCCACCCAGCAUGACAAGUUUCCAGACCCAGACACUUUUACAUUUGAUAGUCUGCGGGCGUGAUCUCGGAGGCGGCGCCCGCGGAGUGGCGCGACACCCUGUUGCUCCACAACCUGUACCGUUGCCUCCACAACGCGCCCCCCCUGGUGUGGAACACGGACCUGGCGGCGAAUUCUAAAGCCUACGGGGACACGGCCUGCGGGGUGACACUCUGUGGCGGUCAUAUGGAUGUGGCAGAGUUGAAAGGGACAAAGUUGAAAUAAUUUGUCAUGCAUAAAAUGGAUGCCAGUUGGAACCCAGUUUCCAAGUGGUGCAAGACAAAUUUCGGUGGUCCCUAAAUCCACUCUGUCAUGCUGUUUAGGCAAAGAAGAGCGAUUUUCUCAUGCUACUUUAGCAGCUCGAGCUGUAACCCCAAACAGGCUUACAAUCGGCCUCACUUGCCUGCUCUGCAACGCACGUGCCUCGGGUCGUCAUGCAUUUUAUGCAUUACAAAUUAUUUCAACUUUGACGAUUUCGAUCCUGACAGAUCCAUAGGCCACUCGGCGGACAGCACCAGGCAGAACAAGUACGGGUUUACCGGCACCAUUGGCGAGAACAUCGCGUACGGCACGGCCCUGGCGACGCAGGCGAACUGGGUACCAAAUGCAAAAAUGUCUGGGUCUGGAAGAUUCCAUUGCGAGAUUUGUCAUGCUUGUCUGGCAUGACCAAAAAGUUUGUGAUGCGUGUCCAAGAAGACACCCUUUUGCCUGUCAUGCAAAAACGCGGUCUGUCAUGCGAAAAAAGCAACACAAGGAAGCGCAGACAUUUCUCAUGCUUGACUGUGCAUUACAAAGCAUUCACUAUUCCCAGCGCAGUAUUACAAGUUUCCAGACCCAGACAUUUUUGCAGUUGAUACUGGGGCCAGGGCACCAAGUGGUGGUACGAGGAAUAUCCUAUGUAAAAACGUCCCCACACGACCAGAGUUGUCAUGCAAAUAUGCAAUGACAGGAACAUUUGUAAUGCGCAGCUCCAUGAGCAUGAGAGGAAUUUCCAAUCGUGUUUUGGAAUUUGUAAUGCUGUAGACAGGAUGUGAAAAUGGCUUUCUCAUGCGGCUUCUCUUGCCAAUCAGCACUACACUGCAGAGGGAGACUUGUGAUGCACAGCUCCCAAAACUUGGAAAUUUGUGUUGCUAGAUUCCCAACUUGACUAGGGGGUGGAGACGUUUUUAAAUACGAUACGGACGAGAUCAUCCUCACCACCGGGUGGCCGACGGGGAGCGUGUCCGCCAACACCGUCUCGGUCAGCUCCGUGAGUAUAUCCACAGGAAAUUCAUUCCCGUACACGUAAGUACAAAUUCUCGGCUUCGACCUUCCUAGUUCAGCAUGACAAAAAUGUUACACUCCGAAUUGGCGAAAUUUGUGUAUGCAUCUUGUUGUACAUGUACUACGGGAAAUUUGUAUUGCAUAGAUUACCACGGGAAUCACCACCGCGGUGGCGGCGUGGACCAACGAAGCCGCGGCGCAGGGCAAGGGCUUGGCGACCGGGCACACCAGCGCGAUCGGGCACUACACGCAGGUGGCGUGGGGCGACACGUGGGAAAUCGGCUGCGUGGGCUACAUAUCCUGUGCAAAAGUAUCGUACUCGUAGUAAUUCUUGCAGUCAUGCAUUACGAAUUUCCUUCUCAAGUUGAAUCCGCAUUACAAAUUUUAUUUCUCACGCGGAGGAAAUUUCAAUUUGUCAUGCGAUUUAUACAACUAGAACUAGUGCGAUGCUUUUGAAUUUCAUACUACACCGCCGGGAAAAAUGUGUUGUGCCAGUACGGCCGCGGCGGCAACAUCGACAUAUCCAGGAAAAAACACCCAUCCCCAUCCAAUUUGUCAUGCAAAACAUGCAUAAAGUCCACUAUUUGUCAUGCAAAAAAUGGAUGGGGAUGGGUGUUUUUUCCUGGAUACGACACCUCCGCGUACUACGCGGCCAACCUGUUGUAUGGAUGUGUCAGGAUCGAAAUCGCCAAAGUUAAAAUAAUUUGUGAUGCAUAAAAUGCACCAUAGCGCGAAAUACGUGUGUUGCAGAGCAGGCAAGGGUGGCCGAUUGUAAGCCUGUUUAGGGUUAGAGCUCGAGCUGCUAAAGUAGCAUGAGAAAAUCAGUCAUCUUUGCCUAAAAAGCAUGACAAACUGGAUUUAGGCAUCACCAAAAUUUGUCAUGUGCCACGUGAAAACUGGGUUCCAACUGGCAUCCAUUUUAUGCAUGACAAACUAUUUCAACUUUGACGAUUUCAAUCCUGACACUCCCAUAUGUUGGCUGUGUCGAAAACCGAGCUGCAGUGCGUAUCGAAUGCAAAUAUGUCUGGGUCUGGAAGAGUUGGAACUUGUCAUGCUAAAUCUGAAUCAGGCAAAAAACUGUGUUGCGUGAUGGCUAAAAGUUGCCCGCUUUUGACCUACUCGCGAGGCAGUUUCUCACGCAGGAUAGGCAUUAGAAAGAUCUCGCAGAAUCUGUCAUGCUAUUCCCUACAUACCAGACCUCAUGGGUCAUGGAAAACCUGCAUGACAAAUCUGGCACUCUUCCAGACCCAGACAUAUUUGCAUUUGAUAGUGCGCGGGCGCGAACGACGACCAGUACCAGGUGCAGGGCUCCAUCAAGGUGCACAUUCCGGGCGCGGCGGUGUCGGCCUGCGGGAGUGGCGAAAGCUUCAUCACCAGUGGCAUCGAAACGCCACUGAAGGAGACCUUCAAAGCCUAUUUCAGCCUGAUAUGGGAUUCUCAACUGUUACAUUCUCAGCUGUUACAUGAAUUUGUCAUGCAAAAGCACCAUCAUCAUCCUCACGAUCAACAUCAAGCUGCUCCGCAUGACAAAUUUGUGAAGGUCUAAACCGCACCUAAAUCGGUGCGGAAUUUGUAAUGCUACAGGUGCAACCUUCCCCCUUCCAUUUUUCCAAUUCUUGCAUCACAAGUUCAUGUACUUAACAGUUGAGAAUGUAACAUUUGAGAACGCCAUACCUGACCACUACUCCGUUUGACGUCUACAUUGAAACCGCUCCCAUGUACGGAAGAAAGUGCGCCGCCGAGUCGUCGGGGCUUUCCUAUUAUGCAUUGCAAAACAAGUUUGAUUAUAUCGUAUCGAUUUGUAUAAAGUAGUUGCAGUACAAUUGCAACAUGUUGACACGUCUGCUUUAUGGUCUUAUAAAAAUAUACCUGAAAAAUAAAAAUUAGAAUCUGGAUGAUCUGCAUCAAAAAUUGAUGUCAACAUGGUGCCGGUGCAGUUUACGACUUCGUGCGAUAGACUACUUGAACUUGUGCCUCAUCCAUACCUGCGAGUUCGGAUUCAUCCUGCGUUCGCUGACCGCGGCGAAGGCAAAGUGCGUCAAGACCGCGUUGAGCACCAACGCGGCGGACAUGAUGACCACGUUCACGACCAAAUGCGCCGCCCACCCGGAUUCGCAGACCGGGGCCUGCGCCGAAGUGAUGGGGGGCGUCCCGACUGCGCUCUCGCUCGGCUCCGUCUUCACCCUGGGCUACAGGCCCGCGAUGGCGAACGAGGCCAGCGUUACCGCCGACGCGACCUGCACCGGGGGCUCUUCGACACCAUCUCCGACACCCUCGCCGACACCCUCGCCGACACCCUCGCCGACACCCUCGCCGACGCCCUCGCCGACGCCCACGCCUUCGCCAACGCCAGCCACUCCCAGUAUAGUUUUUCCUUGAAAAAGAUUUUCGCCAUUUCGUCCGUUUUUCUUUAAACUUCAAAGGUUAAGCACGCGCUUGUUGUUCUUAUCGACCUACGACUAUGGGAUUCAACUUGUUACAUGUUCUUGUUCAACAACAACUUCAAAUGUAUUUCAGGCACCCCCUUCGUGAUCAACGGGAAAACCAAGCUUUCCUUUACCACGUCCGCAACCUGUACAGCGGACUACCUGACCACCACGUUGGGGCCCUCUGUGAAGACGGGGAUGGCGAGCUUUCUCAGCGUGACGGAGAGCCUACGCUUUGGAAAAUUAUUUUAGUAUCUUGCUCGUGAUGUGAGAAGUUCAAGUUUUUCUUGGAUCACAUAAAAGAGUUCUUCACGUUCAAUACAGAAACAAGAUGAAAUCUGUCAUGCUGAUUCAGGCAUUUUUAAGGAGGAGACUUGUAUUCAUGCUGUAUCUUGCAAAAAGAAAAACCACGUUCUACUUCUUUCUACGACGAGUACGAUAUAAACAUUUUUCGACGUUAUACCACCGGAUCGCGAUCAACUCGGCUACUUGCGUCACCCGUCGGCUGGCAGAGGAAGAAGAAGACCUGGCAACAAAAACUGGCGGCCACGAAGGAGGACUGUCCGCUAGCAAACGCCGGCUGGCGACGGUUGCGGGCGAUUACACCUACACGGUGUCCGGGUUCGCGUCCGAAGCAGCAGCCCAAACGGCCGCCGGCCCGCUGAUUGCGAUCUUGGGGGACACCGUAUCAACUGCAAAUAUGUCGGGGUCUGCACGAACAGUGCAACGUGUGAUGCUGCAUUUGGAUGCUAAAAAAAAUCUGUAUUGCAUGAGCAGCAAGAAAAGUCAAAUUUGGCUACACCGAUAGGGCAUUGGUCAUGCGGAAUGCGCAUCGAUAUUAAGCGCUCAAAAAAUCUGUGAUGCUAGGCCAUACAUAACAGAUAUCGUGGAACAUGGAAAAUGUGCAUGACAAACUUGUCCUCUUCCAGACCCAGACAUGUUUGCAGUUGAUACACUGUGCCCACAGCCGACGACGCGCUGGUGUCCGCGGUGAACACGGCGCUACUUUUAUCCAGGGGAAAAACGUUACAACCCCAGAGUUGUAGUCAUGCAGAUUUGCAAUGACAGGAUUCGAUUUGUGAUGCGCAUCCCCUCCCUGUGGGGCAUUUACAGUUGUGUUUUGUGAUUUGUAAAGCUGUAAACAGGAUAACAAGCCAAGUAUAUGAAUUUGUAAUUCGGCUGCGCUUGCUAAAAACCUCCAUACGUACUACACCAUGAACUGCAAGAACUUGUCCUGUGUGGCUGCUAAUAAAACUUCUAGGCUCUUUGUGUUGCAAAGACAAAGUGCGCAUCUUGACUCUGGGUAGUUGAAGACGUUUUUACUCAGGAUAGACGUCCAAUUCUGUCUCCGGGGUGACGGCCGCCUCGGCACAAAGCGACUCGACUGGGUUCAGCGUGUUGGACCCAUCGGCGGUUGCGUCGACGACGUCCUCUGACGACGACGGUCUGGACGGGGGCAUUGUUGCUGUGAUUGUCAUCGUGUGCCUCCUCGCCGUCGCGGCUGCCGGCGGAGCCGCCUACUACUUCCUGGUCCUCAACAAGCAGGUAUCCUGUGCAAAACAAGUAUCGUAUUCGUAUUGCAGUCAUGCAUCACAAAUCUUUUUCUUAAGGUAAAUCAGCAUUACAUCAAAUUUUAUUUCUCAUGCUGAAUGCAUUUAUACGAGUACGAUUAUACUUUUGCAAUUGAUAGCAGGGCGCGGCAAGCAACGACUUGAGUGAAAAACCUGGCGGCGACCGCGAGGGUAGCGCCGCCCAUCCGAAGGAUGUGAUGCUGGAAAUGCAAGAUCACGCGUAUGACCGUGUACAAGAACUCCCCCUCGCACUCCCCCUCAUUAUGUUCCAUUUGCAUGGCAUGAGCAGCAACAAAUGUGGCUCUCUUAUGACAAAUUAUCUGCACACGGAGACGGAUUGUAGUACUGUUACAAGGGGCUGCAAAGUUUGUCAUGUCCAUGCGAACUAUGCUUAGACGCAUGCCAUGAAGUGGAUUUGGUUUUGGUAUUUUGCAUUGCAAAUGAGGGGCGGAAGCAGGGGGAAUUUUUGUGCACCCUCAUAAAAAUGCGGGCGCGGAAGACAAGAUCCCGGCUUCCGCUGCGGAUAUGACACCCUGAGAAUGGACAUGCUCAAAGUGGAAAUAAUUUGUGAUGCAUGAAAUGCGACACCAAAAAGACUGUAUUGCAGAGAACGCAAUGGAAGCCGACUAUUGUGCAUCUACGGGCUCAGACUUGGGCUCCUGAUUAGCAUGAGAGGAGGGCACCCCUUUGCCUAACUAGCAUGACAGACACGUUUUGAGUGCCCGGGAAAUUUGUCAUGCGCCGACUAUAAAUGGUGCUCCAACUGGAGUCGUUUUUUUGCAUUACAAAUUAUUUCCACUUUGAGGAUUUCCAACCUGAGGCUUUCAUAGCGGACGCGGUGCUUGGCGACGAAAUCGGCGAUGCCGUGCCCGUGCCGGACGGUGACUUUGACCAGGAUACCGAAAUAUGCAUUGCAAAUGAUAUGUCUGGGUCUGGAAAGUUGUGAUGCUAAUUUGCGGAUCACAAGCAACCUCUAAUACGGGGACACGCAUGUUGACAAGUUUCUGAGCGACUAGGUCUUGUGCAAACUGCAUGAGAAACUGCGUUUUUGCAUUGAGUACAAUAAAACAGCUCGGUUGCGCUAAGCGCAACGUGCAUGACAGAUCUUUGUCUCGUGUCAGCAGAGCAUUACAAGUCUUACAACCUCCCAGACCUCCCCUAUUUGCAUUUGAUACGAAAAGGCGGCAAUCAAAAUCCAAUCCGCGCAUCGUGCGAGCCAGGCCAAGCAGGAAGUGGAAGAGAGGAAGGCCGUCAAGGCUGCUAUCCUGUGCAAAAGUAUCGUACUCGUACUGCACUCAUGCAUUACAAAUCUUUUUCUCAAGGCAAAUCUGCAUUACAAAUUUUAUUUUUCUUGCUGAAGAAAUUUGUAAUGCAUUUAUGCGAGUGCGAUAGUACUUUUGCUAUGCAUAGCUGCCACGGCGAAACAAAUUUCGAAGCCCGGAAAGGCAAAGGCGAAAAAGAAAGCGGGGACUAGCCCCCGGGGCGCGGGUCACGGGACCACGAGCCCCCGGGGCGAGCCAAAGGCCGCGUGAGUCAAAGCACUUGAUGAUGGGGUGGAAAUAAUGGGGCGAGGGGGCAAAGUCGGGGAAGUUGAGGGACCACCUAGGACCUCUUUGGGUUGUUAAUUCGUAUUAGUUUUUGUUUUUGGUUAUAAUUUCAACAGUUUGA